AUGCUCGACACCGAGAGACAUGGUCGGGAUCAUGAUCCCUCAAAGGUCCCUGUGAUUGCCUCUCAAGAUGCAAAAGCUUUUGCGGACGAGAAGCUCAAACAGAUGACUUUGGAAGAGAAGAUUUUGCUUUUGACUGGAGAAGACCUCUGGCGCACGAAUCCCAUCCCUAGGCUGGGCAUCUCCAGAAUCAAGACUUCCGAUGGACCGACUGGCGUGCGCGGGGGAAUCUUCGUCGAUGGAGUGACUGCAGCUUUAUUACCAUCCGGCGUGUCACUUGCCGCUACCUGGGACAAGCAAGUAAUCGAGGACGCGUCGCAAGUUUUGAUAGCAGAAGCCAAGAGCAAGGGAGUUGAUGUUCUGCUAGGACCGACUGUUUGCAUCCCAAGGACCCCUCUGGGCGGACGCAACUUUGAAGCUUACAGUGAGGACCCUUUCUUGACGGGCAAGCUUGCCGCUCAGUACAUCAACGCGAUCCAAGCUGCCGGUAUUGGGGCCUGCGCUAAGCACUACGCUGCUAACGACCAGGAGAAUCGCCGCUUCUUCAUCGACGAGAAGAUUCCCGAGCGCGCCCUGCGCGAGAUUCACCUCCAGCCUUUCCAUAUCGCGGUCCGCGACAGUAAUCCGUGGUCGAUCAUGACGGCGUAUAAUAAGAUCAACGGAGACUUUUGCUCUGCGAACCACUAUCUCAUCAGAGAUAUCCUCCGUGGCGAGUGGGGUUGGGACGGACUCGUUAUGAGUGACUGGUUUGGGACCAAUAGCGUUGUUCCCUCUCUUACAGCUGGUCUGGAUUUUGAAAUGCCGGGGCCUGUGAGGAGGCGGGGCAAGCACCUUCUUGAAGCUCACCGGCAAGGCCUGGUCGACAGCUCCUUCAUCGAUGCUUCCGCAACUAGGGUUCUCGAGCUUGUCCACAAGACUGGGAAGAGCAAAAUUCCCGACUGGAAAGAAGGACCUGAGCAGGCCGUCGAUCUCCCCGAGCAUCGGGCAAUCUUGCGCCGCGCCGGCGCCGAAGGCAUUAUCCUGUUGAAGAACGAGGGUGAUAUUCUUCCGUUGAAGGAUCUUGACGGAAAGACCAUAGCGUUCAUCGGCCCCAACGCAAACAGGUCCGUUGCGACUGGAGGGGGGAGCUCGAAUCUCUCACCUCACUACCGUACUACACCGUUCGGCUCUUUUAGCAAGGAGGUCUGUAGCAUUUAUCCGACUGCGCAAGUCGUGACAAAGCCAGGUAUACUCAAGCACCGUUAUCUCCCUCUUAUCGAGCCGUCGGUGAUGAGGAACCCGAAGACCGGCUCGCCUGGAUUCGUAUUGUCGCUUUGGAGAAACAUGAAGCACGAGGGCACGCCUUUCAUGACUGAGCACCGACCGAUGGAGCUGAAGGCCGGACAAUCGUACGAGCUUGUCCUGGAGUCCAUCAGUCGCGAGCCUAAGCCGUACGACAUGACUUACACGGGCAUGCUUGAACGUGAGGAGGUCCAAGACGGUGGUCGAGUUGGAUUCCUGGAGAACCCUGGCGAUCUCGAUGCCAUGCUACAAGAUGCCGUUGACCUCGCCAGCCGCAGCGACAUAGUAGUCGUAGUUGUUGGGAAAGAUCACGAAUGGGAGACGGAAACAAGCGACAUGGUAUCCAUGGAUCUACCAGGGCAAUCCAACGAGUUGGUGCGGGCUGUGGUGAGAGCGAAUCCCAGGACCAUCGUCAUCAAUCAGACAGGUAGCCCAAUCACAAUGCCCUGGGCCAAUGAGACGCCAGCCAUUGUUCAGGCAUGGUACCAAGGACAGGAGCAGGGCAACUGUAUUGCCGACAUUCUUCUCGGGACCACCGAUCCUUGUGGGAAGUUACCGAUUACAUUCCCCCGCCGCAUUGAGGACACACCCUCGUUUGACAACUACCCCGGAGAAAAUGAUGUUGUUCACUAUGGUGAGAACAUCUAUCUCGGUUACCGAUUCUACAACCACCGCAAGAUUGAGCCGUUGUUCCCCUGCGGAUAUGGUCUCUCGCACACGACAUUUACAUACUCUAACAUUAGGCUGAGCAGCGAUUCUCUCGCUGUGGACGACAAGAUUGAGGCCCAGGUUGACGUGACCAACACCGGGAAUGUUGAAGGCAAGGAAGUGGUACAGUUUUACGUCAGCUCAGUUUCCAAGCCGAGACUCGGCCGACCUCUGAGGGAGCUCAAGGGGUGGGAUAAGGUUUUUGUGCGUCCUGGAGAGACAGCCACUGCCCGGGCUACACUGGAUCGGUUGAGUAUCUCCUACUGGGACGAUAGCGUCCAGAAAUGGGUAUUGAAGGAAAUGCCGUGUUUGUGGUUUCUGCGGCGAAGGACUCAGGGGAUGAAGGGCUGGCUGCGGGGUUUCGAUCGAAGGCCGCAGCCCAGUGGGUUCAUUAAGCUGGAAGAAAAUAUGAUAUUGAAGUAG
This is a messenger RNA of Colletotrichum aenigma, 2409 nucleotides long. It is a transcript of the gene bglK-0, whose product is annotated as putative beta-glucosidase K. Gene Ontology annotation, biological process: glucan catabolic process. The record is from RefSeq and is a predicted model, not a curated record. The transcript is spliced from 6 exons. NCBI's taxonomy places the organism in Eukaryota, Fungi, Ascomycota, Sordariomycetes, Glomerellales, Glomerellaceae. Bases 1 to 2409 code for a protein of 802 amino acids. Gene Ontology annotation, molecular function: beta-glucosidase activity.